AAAAUAUGUUCAUUUCUCUUCACGUAAGAUUUCGUCAUACGUUACCACGCGAUCAAAUACCUAAUAACCGGCUACCAGAUGGAUUAAAUAUUAGAAGCAAGGACAGAAGUUCAUAGUUAAAUGAGAAACAUCGUAGCUUUAGUAUAUAAGUGUAGUGUGUUUAGUAAAAACUUUCCAAUAUACUGCAGUCAGUUUCGACUAACUCAUAAUAACUAUUGGGGCAGCAAUAAGCUCCACAGGAAAAUCAAAAUCCCCAAUCCUCAAAGAGAAAUAAUAAUGGCUGAUCCUAAAAUUGAAGAAAUCCUCGCGCCUUUGCGGGCCUGUGUCAAAGAACAAGGUGAUUUAGUCCGGAAACUGAAGGAAGAGAAAGCACCUGAAAUUGACAUAAAAAAAGCUGUGGCUGAGCUAAAAGCAAGGAAGAAAGUCUUGGAGGACAAAGAACUCAGCCUCGCACCUUCUGAAGAGCUUUUUGACCGUGCCAAGAUGGAGGAUCUCAUUAAAAGACGAUUUUUCUAUGACCAGUCCUUUGCUAUUUAUGGUGGCAUUACUGGUCAAUUCGACUUCGGCCCCAUGGGAUGUGCUCUCAAAAGCAACAUGAUACAACUCUGGAGAAAAUACUUUAUUCUCCAAGAACAAAUGUUAGAGGUGGACUGCUCUAUACUUACUCCUGAACCAGUACUAAAAGCUUCUGGACAUGUUGAGAGGUUUGCUGACCUUAUGACCAAGGAUGUUAAGUCUGGAGAGUGCUUCCGUUUAGACCACUUGAUCAAAGCCCACCUUGAAAAGAUAAAGAGUGAAAAAAAUACUACAGCAGAGCUUAAAGCAGAGAUAGAAGAUAUUCUUGUGAAGCUUGAUGGUAUGACAGCUGAUGAGAUGUCAGCACUUAUGCAAAGGUUCCAGAUGAAGUCACCCAUCAGUGGCAAUGACCUUACUCCACCAAUUGAAUUUAACCUUAUGUUCAACACCCAAAUUGGUCCUAGUGGAUUAGUGAAAGGUUUCCUGAGACCAGAAACAGCUCAAGGCAUAUUUGUGAACUUCAAGCGUCUUCUGGAAUUCAACCAGGGCCGUCUACCAUUUGCAGCUGCUCAAAUUGGGAACUCCUUCAGAAAUGAAAUCUCACCCCGUUCUGGUCUUCUUCGAGUUAGAGAGUUCACUAUGUGUGAAAUUGAGCACUUCUGUGACACCAAAGAUCAUCCUAAGUUUGAGUCUGUGAAGGACACACAGAUGCUGUUUUACUCAGCCAAUAACCAGGAGCAAGGCAAACCUGCUGAAAUCAUGACUAUUGGAGACGCUGUAUCUAAGGGCAUUGUCAACAAUGAGACUUUGGGAUACUUCAUGGCCAGAAUUCAUUUGUAUAUGCUAGCUGUUGGCAUUGACUCCAAGAAACUAAGGUUCAGGCAGCAUAUGGGUAAUGAAAUGGCUCACUAUGCCUGUGACUGUUGGGAUGCUGAGUGUCUCUCCAGCUAUGGAUGGGUGGAGUGUGUGGGCUGUGCCGACAGGUCUGCCUAUGACUUGACUCAGCACUCUAAAGCUACUGGUAUCAGACUUGCUGCUGAAAAAAAACUGCCAGCUCCCAAACAGAUUGAAGUAGUUGAAGCUGUUCCCAACAAAGCAGCAAUUGGCAAGGAAUUCAAGAAAGAUGCAAAAGUCAUCAAUGAUACCUUAGCAGCAAUGGACUCUGCAGCCCUAGAUGAUCUGCAAGCUAAAUUAGAUGCCAAUGGGGAAUACACCCUGUCUACACCUAAUGGUGAAUUCAAACUAACUCCUAAAAUUGUUAGUGUGAAAAGAACUCAAAAGACAGUUCAUGUUGAAGAAAUCAUUCCCAGUGUUAUUGAACCUUCAUUUGGCAUUGGUAGAAUCUUGUAUAGCAUUUUAGAACACAACUUCAAAAUGAGGGAGGGUGAUGAACAGAGGACUUACUUCUCGUUGCCAGCCGCAGUCGCGCCUAUGAAGUGCGCCGUCUUGCCACUGAGUGGUAACGCCGAAUUCCAACCAUUUGUUAGGGAACUAUCCCAAGAGUUAACAAAUGUUGAUGUUUCGCACAAAGUUGACGACUCUUCUGGAUCAAUAGGUCGUCGUUACGCUAGAACUGAUGAACUUGGUGUCCCAUAUGCCAUUACAGUUGAUUUCGACACCAUGAAAGAACCUCAUUCAGUUACCCUUAGAGAAAGGGAUAGUAUGGGCCAAGUAAGAUUGCCUUUGACUGAUGUUCCUGUUGUUGUACGUGAUCUAUCUAACAGCAGGAUCUCCUGGUCGCAAAUUGAGCAGAAGUAUCCCAAGUUUGAGCAGCAAGAGACUGCCAAGGGCGCCGCCGCAUAAGAUGACGCAACUUUAUCUGUAUGCUCAGCUGGUCCGAAGCAAAUCCAUUGAUCUACAUCGUGUAUUUAUUGUUAGAAAUAAGCUUGCUUUGUUUUAAAUUGACAUGUCUAAAGCUAGUUUAAAUAAGUUACUUUUUACAAUGGAUUAAACUAAAAGCGUAAAAUAUAAAACGUGAUAUUUCUUUA
Trichoplusia ni (cabbage looper) is the source of this 2504-nucleotide messenger RNA. It is a transcript of the gene GlyRS, whose product is annotated as glycine--tRNA ligase. The record is from RefSeq and is a predicted model, not a curated record. Gene Ontology annotation, biological process: mitochondrial glycyl-tRNA aminoacylation. Gene Ontology annotation, molecular function: glycine-tRNA ligase activity; ATP binding. The transcript has a single exon. Gene Ontology annotation, cellular component: mitochondrion; cytoplasm. Bases 121 to 2319 code for a protein of 732 amino acids. NCBI's taxonomy places the organism in Eukaryota, Metazoa, Arthropoda, Insecta, Lepidoptera, Noctuidae.